AUGUAUAAAUUAACUUCAAUGGCUACAAGACUCCUGGUCUUGUUACACUUGAUAACUUAUGUGUUGACCGCUGAAGAAAUGUCUCAUAAAAUUGUAAUUAUCGGUGCUAGUGCCUCAGGAGUCGCAGCGGCUUCAAGAUUGCUUCAAAAUGGAUUCAAUAGUAUUACAAUUCUCGAAGCGGAAAAUCGAAUCGGAGGAAGAGUUUGUUCUAUUAAAAUAGGAGAAUAUUUAGUGGACAUAGGAGGUGAAUGGGUUGUUGGUGAGAAGAACAACGUCGUCUUUGAGUUAGCUUCUCCGUUGGGAUUUCUAGAAAGAUCGGCUGAUCAUAAAGAAUUAAACUUCGCUUUAAAACUCUUCAAUUCUAAUGGAGAAGAAAUAGCCUCUGAAAUAUUUGAUCCCUUGAUUAAGUAUCUACAAAAUAAAGAAGAUUCUGUAACGAAGGAUACAACUGGCUCUUAUGGAGAACUUGCAGAAAAAGAGUAA
Messenger RNA from Cotesia congregata, 483 nucleotides. The record is from the annotation of a GenBank genome assembly. NCBI's taxonomy places the organism in Eukaryota, Metazoa, Arthropoda, Insecta, Hymenoptera, Braconidae.